This is a messenger RNA of Chaetomium globosum CBS 148.51, 1020 nucleotides long. RefSeq lists its product as uncharacterized. Lineage: Eukaryota; Fungi; Ascomycota; Sordariomycetes; Sordariales; Chaetomiaceae. Bases 1 to 1020 code for a protein of 339 amino acids. The record is from RefSeq and is a predicted model, not a curated record. The transcript is spliced from 2 exons.
AUGUCCCAGAAUGGCGGCGAUGCAUCCAAAGCGUCGUCGCCGGGGCGCCCUCGUCAUCAAAUAAAGAGGUCUAUCUCCGAGAUCUCGUCGCCAAUCCGCCUGCAUCGCCAUCACUCGCAUCGCGCAGCAAGAGAGACCGAGCGGGAUUCGCGCACCCCAGCCCCGCAGUCGGCGAUACCCGUGGUGCAAGGCAGCCGCUCAUUCGAAUGGUCACGGUCCGAGGGGGUGACCCCAAUUCACACUCCGAGCGCCAGCCGACGUACGAGUCUUCUCUAUGCGUCAGCCGAUGAAGUGAUGCCAACGACCACCAAGGCGGGCUCGAAGGAUAAUGGGCCGGUCAACGGACUAUCCAAGGAGCAGCAGAAAGCUUCUGCACGAGAGAGUGGCUUACAACGAUCUCUCGCCGAGCUUGAGUGCUUUGCGACCUCGACGACGAAACAGCUCGACAACACGUACUAUGGGUUUCUGGAGAAGCUGGGCUCUCUACAAGGCACGGUUAUAGCACUGAAAGAGCUCUGCGAACGUUCCCGACAGCUCAACAGCAGCUUCAGCACCGAGGCAGAUGAUUUGGUCACAGAUGUAAGCGCGCAGCUCAACACAUUUGGCCAAUUUGAGGACCAGCAAAGGCGCAUAGAGUCGCUCCAGGGCCGCAUCCAAUCUAGAAGGGAGCUCAUCAGAUCGCUAGGCGAACGGGUCAGCGCCGUGAGUGUGCGGAUCGAGGGCUGGGAGCGCGCGGAUAGAGAAUGGCAGGAGAAGACAAGGAAACGUCUCAAAGUUGUCUGGGUCGUCACAUCCGUCAUUUUCUUUCUGGUCCUCUCGCUCUUCAUCGGCUCCCAGUACGCGCCUGACAGUCCAGAAACGGUAUCGCGCGUUGCAAGCGACGGUUUGGACAGUCUCAAGGAUGCCACUGGGAUAAACGCAAAAACGCCUCAGGAGAAGAGCUGGCCAUCUAACAAUACAGAUCUCCCCGGCGUCUCUUCUCCCACAUCUGAUAUGCUGAGAGCAUUCGAUGAAUUGUAG